Molecule: messenger RNA, 1907 nt
Organism: Phaeodactylum tricornutum CCAP 1055/1
Lineage: Eukaryota; Bacillariophyta; Bacillariophyceae; Surirellales; Neidiaceae
Exons: 2
Coding region: 214-1719 (501 amino acids)
Source: RefSeq, a predicted model, not a curated record
CUUUGGUGUGUGUUGCGAGCACACUCGCCCUGGAAAGCAACUUGCAGAGCGCAGCCGCCGACCUCACCGCAAACAAAUCUCUCUCUCUUCGUUCUCACUGUUUUUGAAAUCCUCCCAUCACACUCCGUCACUGGGUAAAAACCUACCAGAUAUCGGAAAGACGCCAACCCUGCGAAAGCCUCCCUGUCCCACCCUCCUUCGUGAAUCUUGCCCAUGCCCAAGUCGAAGGGUCCCAACACUCCCGUACCCGCGACGGAAGAGCCCCCGUCUCAGUCGUCCACGGCGGUGACCGCGUCGGACCCCACCACUGUGGCGACGGACCCGACGGCGACUGCCGCGGCCUUGGCGGACGCGGCACACGGAGAAGAAUAUGACUCGGGACUCAACGUGCUGUCGGAAGAACAAACCAACGCGGCGCUCGAAGCACUACAGGAGUCUUCCACGAUUGUCGAAGUGGCGUCGACCGGCAACGACACUCCCGCGGCGUCCACGAAACGCAAGGCGCACACGGCGGAACCCUCCGGCGCGGCUCCCAAAAAAGCCAAGCAGCGGCGGACUCCCACACGGGUGUCGUGGGAUGACCGGAUGGCCAUGUUGCAAGCCUACCAAACCGAACACGGCGAUUUGCUCAUCCCGAUUCGGUACAAGCUCAAUCCGUCGUUGGGGAAGUUUGUACACAAUACGCGGGAACAGUACAAACUGUACCACAAGAAAACUCCGGAAGGGUACAAGAAAAAGUGCAGUUUGACGGCGGAGCGGAUUCAGCAACUCGAUGAUUUGGGAUUCGUCUGGAGUACCGAACGAUCCAAGCGACAGGAAGAAGACUGGACUACGCGGCUCGAGCAGCUGCAGGCCUACAAGAAGAAGCACGGCGACUGCUUGGUGCCGCACGGCUACGUAGAAGACCCUAGUUUCGCCGAGUGGAUACACCGGCAGCGCACCACCUACGCUUCCAUGCUCAAGGAUGAUAAACCCAACGUCAUGGUGAAGGAACGCAUGGAGAAACUCGAGGAAAUGGGUUUUAACUUCACCGUGCAUUCCGACAAGUGGACCGAUCACUGGAAGCUUCUGCAAGAGUACAAGGAAAAACACGGACAUUGUCAAGUCCCUACACACUACGCCGAGAAUCCCAAACUAGGUCGGUGGGUGCACACACAGCGCCACCAGCGCCGUCUCCAACUCAAAGGCAAAAAGAACUGCAUGACUCAGGAACGUGUCGACCUCUUGGACAAGCUCAAGUUUUCGUGGGAGGUCAAACCCAGUUUGGAUCGUCCCCGUGCGACCUGGCAACAGCGGUUCGAUGAACUCCGAGCCUUUCACAAAGCCCACGGUCACUUUCGUAUUCCGGCCGGGGACCAACCGCAACUGCACAGCUGGUGUCAGGAACAAAAACAGCGACUCAAGAAUAUCGACAAGAACAAGGGCAAGGACGGGUCGAAACGUAUGGGUCCGGAUCGGGUAGAGGCGUUACUGAAUCUAGGAUUUACGGGAGCCACGGAACUCGUCCAGCCCGACGCAGCAGACAAAGAUGGCGCGACCGCCGUGAGUGACGCCGACGGUACGACCAAUACAGAAAAGGCAACGAUCCAAGUAAAAGAAGAAUCUCCGGGGGAGCCUUCCGGGGAGCCUGUCGGUGAUCCUCCCGGGGACAAGUCUAUUCAUGAAAAGGAAGCGGCCGAAGAUUCCGCGGAGGAAAACCAUCUCGAAACGACGGUCUAGCCUAGCUAGUGUUGAGAGCAUGUACAAUCCUAGUGUUCUUUAAAAAGGGAGGGGUGUUAUACAGCCUGUGUUGGCGUUUGCAGUCGUAUUUUCCCACCUACACGAAGGAUCCAAUAUUUGAAUUACACAGGGUUUAGAUUGGUUCAAAUUUAUCUUUUCAGAAUAUAGUAAUGUCACUGUUGCCUGUC